Leucoraja erinaceus (little skate) is the source of this 2010-nucleotide messenger RNA. RefSeq names its product basic proline-rich protein-like. The record is from RefSeq and is a predicted model, not a curated record. NCBI's taxonomy places the organism in Eukaryota, Metazoa, Chordata, Chondrichthyes, Rajiformes, Rajidae. Bases 1 to 2010 code for a protein of 669 amino acids. The transcript has 7 exons.
AUGGGAUCGCAACUGGCCCACCGCCAUCUUGCAAUCGACUUUCACAUCGCAAUGUGUACUUGUCUGGCCCCAGAACGGAGACCUAGCAGCUCCUCGGAGACUUUGCAGGGGCAGGCCCCAGGCAACAAGCCCCAGGCCCCAGGACCCAGGCAACAACAAGCCCCAGGCCCCAGGACCCAGGCCCCAGGCCCCAGGCCCCAGGCCCCAGGCCCCAGGCCACAAGCCCCAGGACCCAGGCCCCAGGCAACAAGCCCCAUGCCCCAGGCCCCAGGCCCCAGGACCAAGGCCCCAGGCAACAAGCCCCAGGCCCCAGGACCCAGGCCCCAGGCCCCAGACCCCAGGCCCCAGGCCCCAGGCAACAAGCCCCAGACCCCAGGACCCAGGCCACAGGCAACAAGCCCCAGGACCCAGGCCCCAGGCCCCAGACCCCAGGACCCAGGCCCCAGGCAACAAGCCCCAGACCCCAGGACCCAGGCCACAGGCAACAAGCCCCAGAUCCCAGGACAUAGCCCCAGGGCAGCCCCAGCCCCAGGCCCCAGGACCCAGGACCCAGGCCCCAUGCAACAAGCCCCCAGGACCCAGGCAACCAGGCCCCAGGCCCAGGCAACAAGCCCCAGGCCCCAGGCAACAAGCCCCAGGCCCCAGGACCCAGGCCCCAGGCCCCAUGCAACAAGCCCCAGGCCCCAGGCAACCCAGCCCCAGGCCCCAGGCAACAAGCCCCAGGACCCAGGCCCCAGACCCCAGGCAACAAGCCCCAGGCCCCAGGACCCAGGCCCCAGGCAACAAGCCCCAGGCCCCAGGCAACAAGCCCCAGGACCCCAGGCCCCAGGCAACCCAGGCCCAGGCUCCAGGCCCCAGGCCCAGGCCCCAGGCAACAAGCCCCAGGACCCAGGACCCAGGCCCCAGACCCCAGGACCCAGGCCCCAGGCAACAAGCCCCAGGCCCCAGGCAACAAGCCCCAGGCCCCAGGACCCAAGACCCAGGACCCAGGCCCCAGGCAACAAGCCCCAGGCCCCAGGCCCCAGGACCCAGGCCCCAGGCCCCAGGCAACAAGCCCCAGGACCCAGGCCCCAGGCAACAAGCCCCAGGCCCCCCCAGGCCCCAGGCAACAAGCCCCAGGACCCAGGACCCAGGCCCCAGACCCCAGGACCCAGGCAACAAGCCCCAGGCCCCAGGCAACAAGCCCCAGGCCCCAUGACCCAAGCCCCACCCAGGACCCAGGCCCCAGGCACCCCAGCCCCAAGCCCCAGGCCCCAGGACCCAGGCCCCAGGCAACAAGCCCCAGGACCCAAGCCCCCCCAGGACCCAGGCCCCAGGCAACAAGCCCCAGCCCCAGGCCCCAGGACCCAGGACCCAGGCAACAAGCCCCAGGCCCCAGGCAACAAGCCCCAGGACCCAGGCCCCAGGCAACAAGCCCCAGGCCCCAGGCCCCAGGCCCCAGGACCCAGGCCCCAGGCAACACAGAGCCCCAGGACCCAGGACCCAGGCCCCAGACCCCAGGACCCAGGCCCCAGGCAACAAGCCCCAGGCCCCAGGCAACAAGCCCCAGGCCCCAGGACCCAAGACCCAGGACCCAGGCCCCAGGCAACAAGCCCCAGGCCCCAGGCCCCAGGCCCCAGGACCCAGGCCCCAGGCAACAAGCCCCAGGACCCAGGACCCAGACCCCAGGACCCACCCCACAAGCCCCAGGCCCCAGGCAACAAGCCCCAGGCCCCAGGACCCAAGACCCAGGACCCAGGCCCCAGGCAACAAGCCCCAGGACCCAGGCCCCAGGACCCAGCCCCAGGCAACAAGCCCCAGGACCCAAGCCCCAGGACCCAGGCCCCAGGCAACAAGCCCCAGGACCCAGGCCCCAGGCCCCAGGCCCCAGGCCCCAGGCAACAAGCCCCAGGCCCCAGGCAACAAGCCCCAGGCAACAAGCCCCAGGCCCCAGGACCCAAGACCCAGGACCCAGGCCCCAGGCCCCAGGCCCCAGGCAACAAGCCCCAGGACCCAGGCAACAAGCAAUAG